This is a messenger RNA of Clarias gariepinus (North African catfish), 1472 nucleotides long. RefSeq names its product actin related protein 6 (gene actr6). Gene Ontology annotation, cellular component: Swr1 complex. NCBI's taxonomy places the organism in Eukaryota, Metazoa, Chordata, Actinopteri, Siluriformes, Clariidae. The transcript is spliced from 11 exons. The record is from RefSeq and is a predicted model, not a curated record. Bases 134 to 1324 code for a protein of 396 amino acids. Gene Ontology annotation, molecular function: nucleosome binding.
UACAAAGAGAAGAAAAGCUGAAACGGAACCACACGACCCAGACAGUGAUGAUAAACAUCCAAAAUAAGUAGUUAGAAUUAAUACUAAAACCGUGUCGUGCCAUUCUUUCUGAAAGAUUUAAUGCGUUCUAGCGAUGAGAACUCUCGUUCUGGACAACGGCGCUUACACGGCUAAGAUUGGAUACAGCCAUGAGAAAGCCAGUGUUGUUCCUAACUGCCAGUUCCGCUCCAAGUCUCUGAGGUUAAAAACCUUUACUGCAAAUCAGCUGGAUGAAAUUAAAGAUCCAUCCGGACUCUUUUACAUCCUUCCGUUUCAAAAGGGUUAUCUCGUUAACUGGGAUGUACAACGCAAAGUGUGGGAUCAGCUGUUUGGAAAAGAAAUGUUCCAGGUGGACUUUGCUGAUACUAACAUAAUUAUAACUGAGCCCUAUUUUAACUUCAUUUCAAUUCAAGAAUCCAUGAAUGAAAUUUUGUUUGAAGAGUACCAGUUUCAGGCAGCUCUUAGAAUUAACGCUGGAUCUCUGAGCGCCCACAGACACUUCUAUGACUACAAUUCAGAGUUGUGUUGCAUCGUGGUGGAUAGUGGUUUCUCCUUCACACACAUUGUCCCUUACUGUAGAGGAAGGAAGAUGAAGGAUGGUAUUUGCAGAGUAAAUGUAGGUGGAAAACUUCUUACCAACCACUUAAAAGAGAUAAUUUCCUACAGGCAACUACAUGUGAUGGAUGAGACUUAUGUGAUCAAUCAAGUAAAGGAGGAUGUGUGCUAUGUCUCACAGGAGUUUUACAAAGACAUGCAGAUUGCUCAGUUGAAAGGGGAGGACAAUCUGGUAAUGAGAGACUAUGUCCUGCCUGACUUUAGUUCUAUCAAAAAGGGCUUCUGUAAGCCUAGAGAGGAAAUGAAUUUCACAGGAAAGUAUAAAACUGGAGAGCAGAUCCUGCGGCUUACAAAUGAGAGAUUUGCUAUUCCUGAGAUACUUUUCCACCCAUCGGAUAUUGGCAUUCAGGAAAUGGGCAUACCAGAAGCAAUAGUCAACUCCAUCAGCAAAAUGCCAGAGGAAAUGCAACCUCACUUCUUUAAGAACAUCGUUCUGACAGGUGGCAACACCUUGUUUCCCGGCUUCAGGGAUCGUGUGUAUAAAGAAGUCCGUGCACUCGCUCCCAGUGAAUUUGAUGUUUCUGUAACACAGCCACAAAAUCCAAUCUGCUAUCCUUGGGAAGGAGGAAAGCUCUUGGCAGAAAACCCAGACUUUGAGGAGAUGGUGGUAACACGAGAGGAUUAUGAAGAAAAUGGACAUUAUGUGUGUGAGGAGAAAUUCGACAUUUAAUCUGGGAGAAAAGCUGUUAUUUAUCCUACAUUUGAUUUGUCUUAUAUGCUCAUGUCCUCUUAUGUUGUUUCCUGAAUGUUUUACAGAAUUUUUAUACAAUGUUGAAAAUAAAUGUGACUUCAUAAUGGGAGUUGCUUUUUUCAAGGUU